Molecule: messenger RNA, 760 nt
Organism: Brassicogethes aeneus
Lineage: Eukaryota; Metazoa; Arthropoda; Insecta; Coleoptera; Nitidulidae
Source: the annotation of a GenBank genome assembly
AGUUUGUUUGGUAACUUGCUGUAAGUAAUAAGGAUGAAGCUUUUAAUUAUUUUAUCCAUCCUCUAUGCCCAAGCAUACGGAGAAUGUAGUUUGUGGGGCAUAGAUCCUGUACCGAAACCUUUCAUAGUCGACUGUAAUGGCACUUCUCCGGAUAAAAGUGACUUUCUAAACUCCUACAACGAAAACAAACCAUUCGACUUCGUGACCAGAUUCUACUGGAAAAACUUCAAAGGCGAACUUAACUCAGACAUGUUAAAAACGCUACCAAAACUUCGACACGUUACAGUCAGUAAAUGCGAAUUUACCACACUUCCUGACAAUUUUUUUGAGGCCGAUGCCGAAACAUUAGAAACCAUUGAGAUCAGGGACAGCAAAAUCACAACCAUUGAAGCAAAUGCUUUCAAGAACCUCAAACAUUUGAGGCUUUUGAGUCUACAUGGCAACAAAAACGUUAAGGGGUUUAAAUUGGAAAAUUUGAGAGGUUGCGAUGGUUUGGGAUAUAUAGGAAUGCCCACUGAUACGUUCAAAACUAUGGAUGUUUCGAAGUUGAAAAUUUGGUUCCCCAAAUUGAUUACUAUAGUUCUCCCUGGAGAAGAUAAGGAGUCUGUGAAGGAUAAAAUAAAGGAAGUUGAAUCUCAAACCACAGGCAUUGGGAUACAUUUUGAAGAAUAGGAAGAGAAAUCAAAAAAAAAUUCUACAAACUAAAAUUAUGAUAAUAUUGAACAUAAAUAUAUUUAUAUAUACUAAAAAUAUACCACAA